Molecule: messenger RNA, 6204 nt
Organism: Rhincodon typus (whale shark)
Lineage: Eukaryota; Metazoa; Chordata; Chondrichthyes; Orectolobiformes; Rhincodontidae
Product: ATP-dependent translocase ABCB1-like
Exons: 28
Coding region: 1-3954 (1317 amino acids)
Biological process (GO): transmembrane transport
Cellular component (GO): membrane
Molecular function (GO): ABC-type transporter activity; ATP binding; ATP hydrolysis activity
Source: RefSeq, a predicted model, not a curated record
AUGGUUCAAGAGUUCAAAGCAAACCACGUGCAAGAUGUUGCUGCCUGUGGAUCCUCAACUGUUGGCUAUGACAAUCAAGGCUACCAGGAGGAUGGGAAUGCAGACGCUGGUCAUCCACAGAAAGGAAAAGGAAAGAGUGAGAAUAAAGAAAAGGAGGUAACAAAGGCGGUCGGAAUUUUUGAACUGUUUCGCUUUGCAGAUCGAUUGGACAUCCUGUUGAUAUUACUAGGACUGAUCUGUGCAAUAGUACAUGGAGUUGCUUUGCCUCUCGUGAUCAUUGUUUUUGGAGAAAUGACGGACAGUUUUGUCAGCAGUGGUAUCAUGCCUAACAUCUCUACUGCAGCAUUUAACAACAGCUCAACAGAUGCAUGUUUUAAAAUACCUGGACUGGAUUUGGAAGGUGACAUGACACUGUUUGCCCUCUACUUUAUGGGUCUUGGGUUCGCUGCCCUGAUUUUAGGCAGUUUACAUGUCACCAUGUUUUUAUUGGCUGGCAUACGACAGACUGGAAGAAUAAGGCAAAAAUUUUUCCAUGCAAUUCUUCAUCAAGAAAUGGCUUGGUUUGACUCAGUCCAAAUAGGUGAACUAAACACAAGGCUGCUGGAAGAUAUAAAUUCUGUCAAAGAGGGUCUCGGAGACAAGAUCAGCAUAUUCACACAGUUAUCUAGCACUUCUGUGACAGGAUUUAUCAUUGGAUUUGUCUAUGGAUGGAAGCUUACACUAGUCAUAUUGGCAGUGUGUCCCCUUAUCAUGGUCAUAGUAGCAGCAUGGACAAAGAUGUUGACAACACUGAACAGUAAGGAACUGACAGCUUAUGCUAAAGCAGGGGCAGUGGCUGAAGAAAUUCUAAUGGGAAUAAGAACAGUCUUUGCACUUAAUGGCCAACAAAAAGCACUAGCAAAAUAUGAAGCCAACUUAAAGCAUACUAAAGAUAUUGGAAUAAAGAAAGCCGUCAUCACAAAUAUUUUUAUAGGACUUCAGCGCUUUUUCAGUUAUGGUGCCUAUGCUCUUGCAUUUUGGUAUGGGUCCAAACUAGUUGUCGAUGAACCUGAAAAUUAUUCAAUUGGACGAGUUUUGAUUGUGUUUUUUUCCGUGGUCGCAGGAGCGUUCUCACUUGGCCAGGGACUAUCGAACGUAGAAAGUAUUUCAAAGGCUCGAAGUGCUGCUUACAACGUGUAUAGUCUUAUUGCAAAGCAUCGGCCCAUAGACAGCAGCUCCAAAGUUGGUCAUAAGCCAGAUAAUAUCAAAGGAGAUAUUGAAUUCAAGAAUGUUCACUUCGCCUACGCAACUAGACCAGAUACAGUGAUUCUUAAGGGCUUGAACAUGAAAGUUUUGAGUGGACAGACUGUUGCAUUGGUUGGAGCCAGUGGUUGUGGUAAAACUACAACAAUUCAACUGCUCCAGAGAUUUUAUGAUCCAGAAGAAGGAGAGAUCACUGUUAAUGGGCAUGAUAUCCGUACUUUGAACGUGAAGUGGCUGAGACAACACAUUGGCAUUGUUAGCCAGGAACCAAUACUAUUUUCCACAACAAUUGCUGAAAACAUACGGUAUGGUCGAGAGGAUGUAACUGAUGCAGAGAUUGAGCAAGCUGCAAAGGAAGCAAAUGCUUUAGACUUUAUAUCAAUGCUUCCUGAUAGAUUUAAUACAAUGGUUGGUGAAAGAGGUGCCCAGCUGAGUGGUGGACAGAAACAGAGAAUUGCUAUUGCUCGUGCGUUGGUCAGAAACCCAAAGAUCCUUCUGCUGGAUGAAGCAACAUCUGCUCUUGAUACUCAGAGUGAAUCUAUAGUGCAGGCAGCAUUGGAUAAGGCAAGAACAGGUCGGACCACCAUUGUGAUUGCCCACCGCCUCACAACAAUUCGCACUGCCGAUGUUAUUGCUGCCUUUGACAAUGGAGUGGUCACUGAACAAGGAAAACACAGUGAACUCAUGCAAAGAAAGGGUCUCUAUUAUUCCCUGGUAAAGCAACAGAAUUCUUGUAGGGACAGUGAAAGUGAUGAAGAAACAGAUGAUACUUUGAAGGAAGUGAAACCAUCAGAAAAUGAACAGAAAAGUGUAAAGAUUAUUAACAGGAACAGCAUUAAAAGCAGGAACAGCAUUAAAAGCAGGAAAUCAAGCAGGAAACAUCACCAAUUUGCUUCCUCUGAACAAGAGCAUACAACAAAGGCCAAUGAACAAGAAAAAGAACCGGAGGAAAGUUUGCAAGAAAUUUCAUAUUCACAAAUUCUUGCUUUGAACAAGCCAGAGUGGCUGUACAUUGCCAUAGGCCUACUCACUACCGUGAUAUCCGGAGCUGUCAUACCAGCGUUUGCUGUUGUGUUUUCCAGGAUUAUUGGGGUUUUUGCAAUCUUGGACCCUGACUUGAAACAACAGAAGACUGCCAUGUUUUCAUUGAUAUUCCUGGCUCUAGGUGCUAUUUUCUUUCUGAGCUACAGUAUACAGGGAUAUAUGUUUGCAAAGUCUGGAGAAAUCCUAACUAUGAGGCUGCGUGGAUUAUCUUUUAAAUCCAUCUUGCAACAGGAUAUCAGUUGGUUUGAUGAUCACAAGAAUGCUGUUGGUGUGCUAAUAACCCAUCUGGCUACAGAUGCAUCACAGGUUAAAGGGGCCACUGGAAUACGACUUGGUAUGAUGGCAAUGAAUGUUUGCACCCUCGGGGCAGAUAUAAUCCUUGCAUUCAUUUUUGGCUGGCAGUUAACUCUCCUCAUCCUGUGCCUUAUCCCAUUUCUUCUUGCUGCAAAUAUUAUUGCAAUGAAAUCAGUUCUGGGACAUGCAUCUAAGGACAACAAAUCUCUUGAAGAAUCUGGAAAGAUUUCAACAGAAGCUAUAGAGAACAUUAGAACCGUGGUAUCUUUAACAAGAGAAGAUGCUUUCUAUAAAAAAUACAUGGAACAUGUAGAUAAACCUAACAGAACCUCCCUCUCAAAAGCUCCACUCUAUGGCUUCAGCUACGGAUUGGCACAAUGUGUUGUAUUUUUUGUGCAGUCUGCAGUCUUCCGAUUUGGAGCAUGGCUCAUCGUAAAUUGUUUCAUGACUUUUGAGAAUGUGUUCUUGGUUUUUGCUGUCAUUGUAUUUACUGCUGCGCACUUGGGACAAUCUUCAACUCUUACACCAGACUAUACAAAAGCUAAAAUUUCUGCACAAAAGAUAUUCCAACUUUUAGAAAGGAAGUCACUAAUUGAAUCUUACAUCGAAGAAGGAGAAAAACUGAGCAAUUUUGAAGGGAACAUUGAGUUCUGUGAUGUGAAAUUUUCAUACCCUACACGGCCAGACAUACAGGUCCUGAAGGGUCUGAGUGUACAAGUUCAUAAAGGCCAAUCUCUGGCUCUUGUUGGAAGCAGUGGAUGUGGAAAGAGCACAUCAGUUCAGUUACUUCAGAGAUUUUAUGAUGCUGUUGAUGGACAAUUGUUGGUAGAUGGGAAAGAUUGUAAAUGUCUCGCCUUGUCUUGGUUGAGACAACAGAUUGGAAUCGUAUCACAGGAGCCCAUACUCUUUGACUGUAGCAUUGCUGAAAAUAUAGAAUAUGGUGACAACAGCAAAACUGUAACUCAAGAAGAGAUUGAAGAGGCUGCAAAAGCAGCUAAUAUUCACAAUUUCAUACAAAGCUUGCCUGAAGGGUACAACACUCGAGUAGGAGAUAAAGGAACACAACUUUCUGGUGGUCAAAAACAAAGAAUAGCCAUUGCUCGAGCCCUUGUACGUAAACCAAAGAUCCUACUCCUUGAUGAAGCAACAUCUGCCCUGGACAAUGAAAGUGAAAAGAUUGUCCAGCAGGCCUUGGAUAAAGCCAGGCAGGGUCGAACCUGCAUCAUCAUUGCCCACCGGUUGUCAACAAUCCAAAAUGCUGACAUUAUAGCUGUGAUACAGAACGGUCAAGUUGUGGAAAAGGGAAAUCAUAACCAGCUCCUCAGUAAAGAGGGAGCCUAUCAUGCACUUGUCCAUGCACAAGUUCAGCAUUAAUAUGAAUAUUGCCAAACUGAUUUCCAAUGGCAUUGGUGUGAGUUUCAUCUGGUACUCUGCUAUUGUAACUAUAACACGUCCCAAGCAUAUUUAUCUGUACAUGUCAACUUUGAAAAUGAAAAUUUUAAUCAGAGGAUGCUGCCAUUCGCUUUGUUUUAAGAUUGCACAUACAAGUGCAAUUUGCUGAAAUGUUGUUCAAAAAAUGUGAUUUUUUUUAUAUUAAUGGAAACUUUGUGUAUUUUUCCUCAGAUGUUCAAGUAGCACAUAAUUGGUUAUUGCCUGUUCGGUUUUGAAUUAUCAGUCACAGGUGCUCCAACAAAGAGUAGAAUUUGUGUUAUCCCGCACUCAAUGGACUUGGGUGUGCCAGUAAAUAAAAAUGCCAUUUGCUAGGGAGUUACUACAAUGGCAACAACAACAGGUAGAAGAAUGUGAAUUGAUUUAUAUAGUGGUGCAUUUGAGUGUCUCGGAGAGAAAUAGCUGUCAGUAAUAAACACAAAGAUGUCUUUUAUAAAACGAGUAAAGCAUCUGAUAACUAAAUCCCCAUUAAUGGUACAAAAAGAAAUGUGUAACAUUUAAAUAAGUUCUGCUCUGCACUUGGCAUGCGCCACAUUAUGGCUUUCUGCGGAGAUGUAUUUUUUGCAUUUUGUGAGCAGCUCAGCCGCACACCCUGUGGCUAAAGAAGAAAGAAGUACAAAGCAUGAAAACAUAAGUUAAUAGUCUUAAAUCAGAAUAUCACCCUCAACAGAAAGUCAAAAUGUUUAAAAUGUACAUGGUUUGUUGUGAGCAGAGGGUGUAUCAUUCUGGUUGGUGGCGAAAUCCAGUUACUACAGUGCGGAUAACACAAAUUUAAUUGGUUUUUAUUUUAUUAUUCACUAUUGUAAUGUAAAUAAUUUGGAACGUAUCUUCGAAUAUCUCUGCUUUUCAAUUGAUUGACAAUGUCUGGUAUAAACUAUCUCCUCAUUUUUCAUAGGCUGUGGACUUUGCCUUUUUUUUGAUGAUUGUACAGGUAAAGUCACCACAGUCUCAGAGGGCUGUUCUUUCAUCAUAGAGAGACAACAGGGUUGGGGGCGUGCUUGGUGAUUUUUAACCUGAGGGCCACCAUAACUUGGGUAACGGACAAGUUGGGAAAGACGGGAUCUUCAGGGGAAUGUAAGCCAGUGUGGGAAUUGAGCCAAUGCUUAUGGUGGUCACUCGGUUUUGCAAACUAGACAUCCAGCCAAGUGAGUUAACUUUUCAGCAGAGCGACUCCUUAGAGUAGGUACAGAUUGUGUACUGGACGUAGAAAGGACCCAACAGCUGAAAAGUGAAUGAUGUCGAAAAUUGAUGUAGUCUCACUACUGUAAUGUCUACAGCCCCUUGAUUUGUGGACAAAUGCAUCAACUGCACCCUUCCAUUAAUGUAUUGUGUGUGUGUGUGAGAGUAGGACAGAAAAGGCAGGAUACCAGAACCAAGAACUACAGAGAAACACUGAACAAGCAGGAUAUCAAGAACCAAAACAAAGUUGCUGGAAAAGCUCAGCAGGUCUGGCAGCAUUUGUGAAGGAAAAAACAGAGUUGACAUUUCGGGUCUGGUGACCCUUCCUUGGGAUAUUAGAGCCACAGAACCCUCACUGUGCAAAUAGAGCCAUUUGAUCCAUCAACACUCUGGAAAAACCUCCACCCACACUAUCCCAGUAACCCCACAUUUACCUAGCCUGUACAUCCAAUCCCCUAACCCACAAAUCUUCAGACUACCCUGAGGAAACCCACACAGACAUGGGGAGAACAUGCAAACACCACACAGACAGUCAGCCAAAGUUGGAAUUGAACCCAGGUGCCUGGUACAGUGAGACAGCAGUGCUAACCACUGCUCCACUACUAUGCUGUCUGUUCUGUAGAAAGUCCUAAUAAAAUCCUUGAAAUUAUGAAAGAAAUUGAUAGGGUAAGCAAAGAGGAUAUAUCCACUUGAAGUUGUUCAAAACAGGGAGUCAUAAAUAUAAGAAAGUCACUGAUUUAAAAAAAAAAUCCAUGAGGGAAUUGUUUAGCUAAAGCAGUGACAAGGUGGAAGCUGUUAAGAUGGACUGCUUAUGAAUAUUAUUGAUGCAUUUGAAAGUAAGUUAGAAUUAAAUGGUAUAAGGUUAGAAGAAAUCUAACAGAGCUAAAAUACUGGCAUAUUUCUGUAACUGGGUUAAAUGGUUCUGUUUUAUUGUUUUAAAAUGGUAUAAUUCAGUGAAAUUUAAAAAAUCAUUACAUCAGUGUAACGGAAUAAAGC